UCAAAUAUCUUGCAACUCUUAAUCUCAUUUUUAACCACAAUUUCCCGGAUUAUGGCAGCACUUGCUUUGGCGCUUUCCCUGAACUGAUUUUCCUGCUUUUCUCCAACUCAAAACCUUCCUUCCCUCACCGCCCCCAAACCUAAAAAAAUUGACACUCAGAAUUUCAAGAAAAAAAUCAAUCUUUGCAGCUAACGAUGGACGAAGACAGAAUAGUGCUCGUUUUGGCGAAGACCUCAGACUUAAGGGCCAAGAUUGUCAGCUGCAUUCAGAAUACAGCUUCUAAUGCAGACAGAGAAAGUGGAGAGAGUGUGUCCAAGGAAUCUGAAGCCAACCCAAAUGCAGAAAAUAGAGAAAACGAUGCUGAGGAGGAAGCUGAGGAGAGUCUCCUCGGUAUCAAAGAUGCUCUUGAAUCCCUUGAGGCACAGCUGUCUUCUUUGCAGGUGCUGCAGCAGCAACAAUGGUACGAUAAAGAAGCAGCUUUAGCUGAAAUCGGAUACUGCCAGCAGAAGUUGCUCAAAGAGCUGAAGGAAUACCAAGGCAAGGACUUGGAAGUCAUACACGAGGCCGUGGCUUUUGCCAGCGAAACAGAAGACAACAAUGAUCUCCUUCUUCCUCCAUAUCCAAGCCGGCCUUCUCAAUCCAUCGUUUCCAAAAACGGCUACCUCUCUACUUUCACCUCAUCUCGGAGAUCCUCUCAAAACGGGUUCGCAAGCGGUGGCGCAAAACACCACCACAACAUCCCCAACAAUGUCGACAAACCAGAGGCCGGGGGAGCAUUUAAGUCAGUCAGAGCCUUGCUAGGCACAGCAGCCAAGACGGCCAUGACCGUAGUCGGGGUGAUCACCAUCUUGAGCUUGGCGGGAUUCGAGGCGCGACUGGGGAAACGGGAUAACCAGUUCAAGUUCUCGGAUCUGUUUCAGCAGCGGCGGGAUGAGGAGAAGGGGAGUGGCGCGGAGUGCCCGCCGGGGAAGGUCCCCGUCGUCGAAAAUGGGGAGACGAGGUGCGUUGUGAAAGAGAGAGUUGAAGUUCCAUUUGAAUCUGUUGUUUCUGCUCCAGAUGUCAGUUAUGGAUGUGGUUGAAUUCUUGAUUUUUAGUUAAUCAUUUUGUCUUGAAUUCUUCUUUGUAUAUCCUAAUCUCUGUUUUUGUCUCUCUAUGUCGUUGAGAUUGACUAUCUUAAAUUUAUUUUGCAAUUUAGCCCUUUGCUUUCUUUCA
Molecule: messenger RNA, 1212 nt
Organism: Salvia hispanica
Lineage: Eukaryota; Viridiplantae; Streptophyta; Magnoliopsida; Lamiales; Lamiaceae
Product: plastid division protein PDV2-like
Biological process (GO): chloroplast fission
Source: RefSeq, a predicted model, not a curated record